This is a messenger RNA of Cetraspora pellucida, 330 nucleotides long. The record is from the annotation of a GenBank genome assembly. NCBI's taxonomy places the organism in Eukaryota, Fungi, Glomeromycota, Glomeromycetes, Diversisporales, Gigasporaceae.
AUGUCUUCAAAUAAAUGGAAGACAGCGAUAAAAACGACGUUGAUUCUGUAUUUCAAAAAUGAUAGUGAAUACGUUUUAUACAAAUUAUUUGGUUCACAUUUACAAGAAAAAAUAAUAUUUGAUAAAUCAAGGCCACCAAUUGUUGAAGAAAUAUUCAAAGAAAUUUUUGAAAAAAAAGAGUCUAACAGACUAAAAAAGAAUAUUGAAAAUAUCGUGAAUAAUGGAUCAAAUGGAAUGAAGGUGGCUGCCAAACAGUUGCUCAGUAGUUUUAAGGAAAGUUUUAUUCGUUUUUCUAUAGUUAUUUCUUUCAGGGAGGAUUUAUACGACUAG